CAUCCCCGUGCGGGAUGUGAGCCCCGGGCUAGCCCAGGAUGCCGGGUGUGUGUUGCCAGCUGCCGCGUCAGUCUAUGUGACAGCUCGUGAGCCGCAGCCUGGACCAGCGCUUCCUGCAUCCUCACCUCCGGCGGAGGCUCCGAGAUGUGACCCGGCCGCCCAUUCACGGGUGGCUACUGCUCUCGGAGGAUCCCUCGCGCACUGCGCUCCCUGGCACCCUCUCGGUGUUACGGCAGUGGCCCCACGCUGCGCUCCUGUGCAAGGAGAGCCCUCUCAGGCUGUGCCACCCCAUGCCGGCCCCCGCAGCUCGCCCCGGGCACUGAGGCUCUGGUGGCCCGGGCGCACCCCCGGGGGCGCCGCAUGUUCAGGUCCAGACGCAGCGGGCUGGUUCGGCGCCUGUGGCGGAGCCGAGCGGGCGGGGAUGGAGGGGUGUCUUGCUGCGGUCUGUCCGAGCCGCCCGCCGUGUCCCCGGAGCUGCGCUCGGCUGCAUCGGCUGUCCUGAAGCGUCUGAAGGAGCAAGCCCUGUGCGCCCUUCUGGAGGCCGUGGAGUCCAGGGGGGCAGCGCCCGGCGGCUGUGUGCCGGUGACCCGCUUGGGCGCCCCUCCUCACCUGCUGCUCUGUAGACUCUUCCGGUGGCCGGACUUGCAGCACCCCGGACAACUGAAAGCGCUGAGCGGAUGCCAAGGAGCCGGGGGGUCCGACAGCAACAGCGUCUGCUGCAACCCGUAUCAUUACAGCCGGGUGUGCGGACCGGAAUCGCCACCACCUCCAUACUCCCGGCUUUCUCCAAAAAUCGAACAGAAGCCGCUGGUGGAUCUCUCUGAUCCGUACACUGAAAUGGAUGUAUCGGGCCCACUAUGUAUCCCUGCCGGAGAUGUCUCGGAUACCAGCCUGUCUCCAAACACCAGUAAGCAGGGCCGCUGGUGCAGUGUGGCAUACUGGGAACACCGUACGCGCGUCGGCCGACUAUAUGCUGUGUCUCAGCCUUCAGUCAGCAUCUUCUAUGAUCUACCUCAGGGAAAUGGCUUCUGUCUCGGCCAGCUGAGCCUGGAAAACAGGAGCGAAGCUGCAGCACGGACACGGGGAAAGAUUGGGCUGGGUAUCGUACUGAGCCGCGAAGCCGAUGGUGUUUGGGCUUACAACCGCAGUGAGCACCCAGUCUUUGUGAACUCACCCACACUUGAUGCUCCGGCAUGCCGCCCUCUUGUGGUGCGCAAGGUGAUGCCUGGCUACUCCCUGAAAGUGUUUGACUUUAAGAAAUCCUGCAUCUUGCGACAUCUCCCCGCUCCUCCGGAGCAUGCAGAUGGACCAUAUGACCCACAUAGCAUACGCAUUAGUUUUGCCAAGGGCUGGGGGCCUUGCUACUCCCGCCAGAUGAUCACCUCUUGCCCUUGCUGGCUUGAGGUUCUACUUGGACGAUAGUGAAGAGACUUUGCGU
Molecule: messenger RNA, 1438 nt
Organism: Spea bombifrons (plains spadefoot toad)
Lineage: Eukaryota; Metazoa; Chordata; Amphibia; Anura; Pelobatidae
Gene: SMAD6
Product: SMAD family member 6
Exons: 4
Coding region: 361-1422 (353 amino acids)
Biological process (GO): BMP signaling pathway; anatomical structure morphogenesis; SMAD protein signal transduction
Cellular component (GO): heteromeric SMAD protein complex
Molecular function (GO): I-SMAD binding; transcription regulator inhibitor activity
Source: RefSeq, a predicted model, not a curated record